CGAAAUCGAGGAGUCUUAUUCGGGAUCCUACUAUAAUAAUGAAUGGAGACUCGUAGUAGGCCUACACUGUAAAGUUUUGUAUCAAAGUAGUUUGAAGUUCGCCUCAAUCAGUUGGAUUUACAGAAAGAAAUGGAUUGGCUGCGCAGCUCCGACUCAAUACUUAUGGAGAAGAAACAGAUCGAUACUUCAUAGCUUUUGGACUGAUACAGUUUGUUUCAAUGGCGUGCAACAGAUGCAAAAUUCAACAGUUGAUCAAUUAAUGCAAGAUACAGCGCGAGUGUUAGGCAGUGUGUGGUUUUGCAGUAGCUGAGUUUGCUAUUUGUCAUGUGAAUUGACAACAUCUGGAAUGUAACAUUUAUCGUUACGCGUGUUGAGAGCAAUCCAAAAAGAAGAAACAUUGAAUUAUUUCUCUUGGACUGAGCUGUCAUUUUGCUUAACCAUGGGGAAUAUUGAGAGUGUUGAUGGACAGUCUGAAAUGAAGCAUCACAUAAUGCCACUGAAAGUCCCCAUGCCCGAUCCAAUGGAGCUAGAGGAGAGAUUUGCAUUAGUUUUGAAUUCUAUGAACUUACCUCCCGACAAAGCACGGCUCCUGAGACUGUACGACAAUGAGAAGAAGUGGGAUCUCAUCUGUGACCAAGAGCGCUUUCAGGUGAAGAACCCACCACACACAUACAUCCAGAAGCUGCGGGGGUUUCUAGACCCUGGAGUCACACGCAAGAAAUUCCGCAGGCGGGUUCAGGAAUCCACCAAGGUCCUGAGGGAGCUGGAGAUAUCACUGAGGACCAACCAUAUAGGGUGGGUGAGAGAGUUCCUCAACGAUGAGAACCGGGGCCUGGACAUCCUGGUGCAGUACCUAUCCUUUGCACAGUGUGCUGUCAUGCUGGACUUUGAGGUGCUGGAGAGCGGCGAGGACGGCACCCUGGACAAGGGCAGGUCCUGGAGCAGGUCCAUCGAGGAUCUGCACCAGAGCGGCACGCAGCCCUUCUGCAACACGCUGGUGCGCUCGGCACGCCAGUCCGUCCUGCGUUAUGGCACAGCCACCAACAGCAAAACCAUCAAGAACUCCCGGCUAGUGAGCCAGAAGGACGACGUGCACGUCUGCAUCAUGUGCUUACGAGCCAUCAUGAACUACCAGUAUGGCUUCAACCUGGUUAUGUCCCACCCCCAUGCAGUCAAUGAGAUUGCACUGAGUAUGAACAAUAAGAACUCCAGAACAAAGGCCCUGGUGCUGGAGCUGCUGGCUGCUGUGUGUUUGGUGCGAGGGGGGCAUGAGAUCAUCCUGUCAGCCUUCGACAACUUCAAAGAGGUGUGCAAAGAGACGCAUCGCUUUGAGAAGCUCAUGGAGUACUUCCGCAGUGAGGAGGGCAACAUUGACUUCAUGGUGGCCUGCAUGCAGUUCAUCAACAUCGUGGUCCACUCGGUGGAGGACAUGAACUUCCGGGUUCACCUGCAGUAUGAGUUCACCAAGCUGGGCCUGGACGACUAUCUGGAGAAAUCGAAGCACACAGAGAGUGACAAGUUGUCGGUGCAGAUCCAGGCGUAUCUGGACAAUGUGUUUGACGUGGGCGGACUGCUGGAGGAUGCGGAGACGAAGAAUGUGGCCCUGGAGAAAGUGGAGGAACUGGAGGACCAUCUGUCCCAUGUGACGGAAAAGCUGCUGGAGGUGGAGAAUGAGACCAUCAUGAAAGUGGCCGAGUUGGAGAAAACACUCCUGCAGAAGGACAAGGAUCUCCUAGCCAUACGGGAGACGUACGAGUCGGCCAGCACCCAGGUGCACACGCUGCGGCGCAUGAUGAAGGAGAAGGAGGUGGCCUUCCAGCGGCAGGCCAACAUCGAGAAGCGCCUGCUGGAGCUGGAGCAGCAGGGCACCAUCCGCCUGCGCAAGAAGCCCGACGGCGACAUCUCCAUCGAGGCCCUGAGCGCUGGGGGCAGCGGGCCGGCCGGCGCGGCAGGGGUCCCCCUCGGCGAGCUCGGAGGCGCCCUCUACGCCGGAUUCCCACCGCCACCGGCGGACGCCCUGAGCGGCAGCUCCAUUCCCCCCAUGGUUGAAGCGGCGCCACCCCCACCGCCACCCCCUCCACCCCCACCACCACCUCCACCACUUCCAGGUCCCAACUGUAUGGUCCCCCCACCCCCUCCUCCUCCUCUGCUCGAUGGUCCAUCUAUGGUUCUCACGACUGGCCUAUCAGCUAUCAGGAUAAAGAAGCCCUGGAAGACCAAGUUCCGCCUUCCUGUCUUCAACUGGACAGCGCUGAAGCCCAAUCAGAUCAAUGGCACCGUUUUCAAUGAGAUUGAUGACGAGCGAGUGCUUGAGGAGCUGGAUCUUGAGAGGUUUGAGGAGCUCUUUAAGACCAAAGCUCAGGGCCCUGUGGUGGACCUGAUCAGCAAUAAGAGCAAGGUCUCUCAGAAGGCCAUCAAUAAAGUCAGCCUGUUGGACGCCAACCGCUCCAAGAACCUGGCCAUCACGCUACGCAAGGCUAACAAGCCCACAGAGGAGAUCUGCAAAGCCAUCCAGAUCUUCGACCUGAAGGCGCUGCCGGUGGACUUUGUGGAGUGUCUGAUGCGCUUCCUGCCCACGGAGUCGGAGGUCAAGGUGCUGCGGCAGUACGAGCGCGAGCGUAGGCCGCUGGACCAGCUUGCUGAGGAGGACCGCUUCAUGCUGCACUUCAGCAAGAUCGAGCGCCUCACCCAGCGGAUGAACAUCAUCACAUUUGUGGGCAACUUCACAGACAACGUCAACAUGCUGAUGCCGCAACUGAAUGCAGUCAUUGCAGCCUCAGCUUCAGUCAAGUCAUCCCCCAAGUUAAAAAGAAUGCUCGAGAUCAUUUUAGCCCUGGGAAACUACAUGAACAGCAGCAAGAGAGGCUGUGUUUAUGGAUUUAAACUCCAGAGUUUGGACUUGCUGCUGGACACUAAGUCUACAGACAGGAAGAUGACUCUCCUUCACUACAUUGCUCUGAUCGUAAAGGAGAAAUACCCUGAUCUGGCUAACUUCUUCAAUGAGCUGCACUUUGUGGACAAAGCUGCUGCCGUAUCCUUGGAGAAUGUCUUGAUAGACGUGAGGGAGCUGGGGAAGGGCAUGGAUCUGAUCAGGAGAGAGUGCAGUCUCCAUGACCACUCCGUGCUCAAAAGUUUCCUGCAGACCAACGAUACUCAGCUGGACAAACUGCAGAAGGACGCCAAGACAGCAGAGGAGGCCUAUAACAACGUGGUGCACUACUUUGGGGAGAGUCCUAAGACGACUCCGCCUUCUGUGUUCUUUCCGGUGUUUGUUCGCUUUCUCAAGGCCUACAAGGACGCGGUGGUGGACAACGAUCAGAAGAAGAAGCAGGAAGAGGCCAUGCGCGAGAAGCUCCUCGCUCAGGAGCAGAAGGAGCAGAACCCCAAGGCCCAGGUUCAGAAGAAGCGGCAGCAGCAGCACGAGCUGAUCGCCGAGCUCCGGCGGCGGCAGGCCAAGGACCACCGGCCCGUCUACGAGGGCAAGGACGGCACCAUCGAGGACAUCAUCACAGUGUUGAAGAGCGUUCCCUUCACCGCGCGCACAGCCAAGCGGGGCUCACGGUUCUUCUGCGAAACCAACCUCUACGACGAGUCCAACUGCUAGCCCCAAACCCCCACUCACCCACAACCCCUAAUGCUAAGAUCUCCGAAGCCAGCCCUUCCUGCGAGCUGACGCGGUGAUCCGGAAUGGGUGGAAGCGACCCUAAACACCCUGUCCCCCUCCUCCUCGUCCUCCUGCUUACACCCCCACCCCUGGGUGCGCUCCCUCAACCCCGUGUGCUCCCCCUCCUGCCCAAUGUUGCCUCUCCCUGCAGAUUACACUGACUAAAAGAAGACAGAAGCAUUGUGAUGGGUUUGUUUUUUAAACAUGUGGGUGGUGCAUUUCUUCAUUCAUUUAUUUAUUUAUGGGAUUAAAUUCCUUAAUGGACACUGUACUGGAGGCUCUCUCCCCCGUCUGCUACAAAAAAACAGGCUUAGACAAGAUGGAGUAUACCAUAGCUGGGCGACCACCUCUGCUCUACAUGCAAACAGAGAAGCACACACUUGGACACACACACACCGAGUGAGAGACACACUCUCACACAAGCUGAAGUGUGUGUUUAGAGUUUGCCAACACAGGAAAGAGGGGUUCUGUGGGAACAGUGUGAAUGAAGUCCAUUUUGUAUCCCGAACGUCCAGAGGAACUGUUGACAAAAUGGCCAGAGACAGACAGUGCGUCGACCCUGAAGUGCCUGCCAGCAAAGAUCCCAUUUCCACUAACAUGGAUUUCCUCAUAUUGUGCAAUCCAAGCAGGACUGUUUCUGUGUAUCGGAGGACAGUAAAGUCAAGGUUCAGAGGCAGAGCAGUGAAACCCCUAUCUGAAGUUGCUGUGGGUUGCCAGGAGAUUGGUCUCCUCUCUCUCUAAGGGACAGCAGCCUAGCAUGGGAAUUGAUUGGUAAUGGCUAAGCUAGUCAAACCAAACCUCUGUUUUGUUACUCAGUUGUCCUUUUAUAGAAGUGCCUUGUUAUUGUGUCAGUAUUAUUUCUUAAAUAUGUUGUUUAAGUCUGGUUACAAAUAUCUGUUUUUUAAAUGUGCUUUGUAUAAUAACAUUGCUUAAAGUGCUGUACAUACAUAUGCAAGUUUUGAAGUUGAGUAGCAGCUUUAAUUAGACAGGAUGUGCAUUCCUACGAUGAAUUUGAAGUCUUAAUUAAGGAGCAUAGCUACGUGCCUAACGAGAGAAAGAAUCAACUCUCACUCUUAUUUUUAUCAAGCGUUAGAUGGUUUCUUGGUAUUUCAUGCCCCCAAUGUUGUCUUCAAGGCAGCGCUGCCUGGAAGGCACUAGGAUUAGGCAUGGGUUAAGGUUAGGGUUGGGGUUAGGUUUAGGAUUAGGUGCCUUUAAGUCAAUGGUGGCAGCGCUGCCUGGAAGACGACGUUGGGGGCAUAAAACACCAUCGAGCCGUUAGAUGGGGGACUGCACAAAAUGUGGGGAAGACUCCUGCACACGUCCCCUGGGAGAUCACCUCCAUGAACAGAGCACAUUCUCAUACCUGAAACUGUGUGCCUUUAUUUGCCUACGACAGCCUUGAGCUACUCUGUAUCCGGUCCUAUACAGACUUCUACAACAGCGUCUCUUAUUCCCCUCAAUAUGAGGUUAACCCUCCAGAACUCCGCAUCGUUCUAUAAACAGAUAAACAGACUUGAGGUGAGCUAAUGAACUGUAGAACUGACUUGUUUGUUUUCGGUCUCCUUUGACAGUUGAGGAUUUACAAAAGGGAUUGCAUGACUUGUUUUUCACCCAUAUGAUAACUUAGGAGUUGAUUACUUUACAUGCCCAUUUUACAGAUAUGUACUGUAUACAGAUAUAUCUGUACCAAGUUAUGAGUUAUAUGUCCAGCCUUCCAUGGCCAAAUGGCUUAGUGAGAGGCUUCGGUGAUGCUCUCCAGAGCUACAUCUAAUUGAGAAUCUCUUAGCGGUCACUGUUCUCCCAUUAGUUGCCUUCAGUCAGGAAGUGGAUGGGAAUCAAAGUUAAUGUGGGGGGGUUGUUCCACAUUUAGGCAAGGUUGAGCCCUCGCUGGAACCAAAGUAAACAUCUCCCCUAGUCAUUUGAAGCUGAAAUUGGGACCUGAAGAUAAAGCAAUUGUUUAAGUCAAAACAACCAUCGACUAAGCAAAAUGAUUGUGAUUGUGUUCACAAUGAGAUUUUGUUUGAAAAGGGACAUCACACUACUUGUAUUGCCUUAAUGUUUUGGACAAACAGAAGUAUAUGCAACACUACCCUGAUGGUGGGGAACUUCUAAACAUAUAUCUUUUUUUUUUCUUGUAAAUUCGUAUGAGAAUUUGGAAAAUCUUUUUUUUUUUUCUCAGAGAUUAAAUUGAGCCUGAUAUGUGAUGCAUGUUAUCUUUGAGAUGACAAUAAAACUCAACCAAACAACAUUACUGUA
Alosa sapidissima (American shad) is the source of this 5920-nucleotide messenger RNA. RefSeq names its product formin-like 3 (gene fmnl3). Gene Ontology annotation, cellular component: cytosol. Lineage: Eukaryota; Metazoa; Chordata; Actinopteri; Clupeiformes; Clupeidae. Gene Ontology annotation, molecular function: small GTPase binding; actin filament binding. The record is from RefSeq and is a predicted model, not a curated record. Gene Ontology annotation, biological process: regulation of cell shape; cortical actin cytoskeleton organization; cell migration.